UACGCAUGCGUAGAUCUAGGCUAUGUCAGUUGUGAGUCGAUUUCAAGUCCUUAGUCUAUACCGGCGUAUGCUGAGAGAGAGCCAGAAAUUUACCGGUUACAAUUACAGAGAGUAUGCUCUGAGGAGAAUACGUGACGCGUUCAAGGACUCUAAGUCAGUCAACGAUACAGAAGUUGUGAUUUCUCUUUUGACUAAGGCAGACAAGAGUCUACAACUGCUGCAGAGACAAACUCUGAUGGGGAGAAUGUACUCACAACCGAAGUUAGUAUUGGAGAAGCAACUGACCGAUAGCUAUCACUAGAGUUACUGCACUAAAUAGCAUGUGUUGUAUACAAUGACUGUGUUGGUUAAUUAAGAUGAG
Molecule: messenger RNA, 361 nt
Organism: Corticium candelabrum
Lineage: Eukaryota; Metazoa; Porifera; Homoscleromorpha; Homosclerophorida; Plakinidae
Product: LYR motif-containing protein 4-like
Exons: 3
Coding region: 23-301 (92 amino acids)
Biological process (GO): iron-sulfur cluster assembly
Cellular component (GO): L-cysteine desulfurase complex; mitochondrion
Source: RefSeq, a predicted model, not a curated record